CAGCUUUGAUGUUUAACUUGCAGAAGACGGUUUCGUUCUUCUGACAAGAACCAUACUGUAGGAAGAGCAUUGUUUUUGGAUUCUAUAUACUUUUCUGUUGUUUGUUAGAGAGAUUAACAAACAUUAAACUAAUUCGAGUCAGCUUCACCUUAGUUUAAUACACGAGUGUGGAUUUAUAAUAACUUCUUUUGAAAGACGAUUGACCAUUUUUACGAGUUUCAUUUUCUUCCCUUUUUUUUCUCUGUUCAAGUGUGAAUUAACCGACGGAAAAUGUUGAUUGCUGCUUUGGGUCCUAACAUUCCGUUUCCCGCCUAUGGUGUGGGUACGGCAUUAUACAAAAAGGAUAACUCUAAAUUUCAGACAGAAACUGUAGAUUCCGUGAAAAAGGCUAUCGAAAAUGGAUUUACUCAUAUUGACUGCGCUGAGAUUUACGGAAAUGAGGAAGAAGUCGGUGCUGCCCUUAAAGAUCUCAAAGUACCACGCGAAAAAUUAUUCAUUACGUCAAAGGUUUCGCGCGGUAUUGAAGAUAUUCCAGCGGCCUUGAGCACUUCUCUCAAGAAACUUGGACUUGACUACCUAGAUCUUUACUUGCUUCAUGCUCCCAGGUUCUUUUAUGAGAAAAAGAUUCCCCUCUCGAAGGGCUGGGAAGCAAUGGAAACUGAACUUGGUCAAGGCCGACUUCAUGCUAUUGGUGUUUCAAAUUUCUACGUAGAGGAUCUGGAGAAAUUAAUGGAGACUGCCAAGAUACCCCCGCGCGUCAAUCAAAUAGAAUUCCAUCCUCAGGUUUUCACACGCUCAAAGUCUCUCCUUGAUUACUGUAGAAGCAAGAAUAUUCUUGUCGAAGGCUACAGUUCUCUUCGUCCCCUUACAAAGGAACCUGAAGGACCAGUUAGCAAACUUGCCAAGUCCCUUGCCGAGAAAUACAAUGUUUCCGAUUCUUUGAUACUGUUAGCUUGGUCCAGUAGCCAAGGUGUUGCCCCCGUUACCACUACAUCCAAAGUAGAACGCAUGAAGGACUAUCUGACUUACAAGACGGUAAAGCUUGAACAAGCAGACAUAGAUGCUCUCACCGAAGCUGGAGAAGAAUCCAGUAGACCAUUACUAUAUCUUUAGACGAUUGUGAUUGAUUAACUAUUCCCUUGAUUUGCUGCAAGUGACAUUGCUCUUCUGAUUUAAUUUUCUGAAUGUUUAUUUUAUGCUGAUUUUGAACAAUAUAAUGAAAUGAAUCUUAUUAUGCCCUUACUUUAUUCAAUCAGCGCCUUCCAAUCGCUUCAUGUAACGUAGCUAAUUGUUUUAUAUUGCUUUACUGGAACAUCUAUUUGCU
Molecule: messenger RNA, 1324 nt
Organism: Schizosaccharomyces octosporus yFS286
Lineage: Eukaryota; Fungi; Ascomycota; Schizosaccharomycetes; Schizosaccharomycetales; Schizosaccharomycetaceae
Product: NADH/NADPH dependent indole-3-acetaldehyde reductase AKR3C2
Exons: 1
Coding region: 271-1113 (280 amino acids)
Molecular function (GO): oxidoreductase activity, acting on NAD(P)H as acceptor
Source: RefSeq, a predicted model, not a curated record